CGCAUGCUCACAACUCUGUACAUCGAUUGUAAACAUUAAAAACCAAAACAUUCACGUGUGAAGUUAAUAAUAACGAAAUGAACGUGAAGAGUAAGAAAAAACGUUCUUUCCUCCAGCAAGCAAAGAAAUUUGGAAGACAAGGACAACGAGGGAGAGGGACAAAUAUUGCCCAGGAUCAAUAUGAUUAUCUGGUGAGAGUACUGGAGAGAUGGAAAGCACCAUUCGAGGAAGAUGAGGAACGAAGUAUUUUUGUCUCGAAUGUUUUCAAACAAAUGGAAGGAGAUGAAAGAAAUUUCGCUGGAAAUCAGCUGGCUAGUCGUGUUAUAGAACUUCUACUGCCCCACGCCCAGGCGGAUGUGCUGGUCAAAUUCACAAAGGAACUCACACAGGAUCUUAGGAUUAUCUGUACAGACCAGUUUGGAAGCCAUGUUGUUGAAAAACUGGCAAUCCUGACCGCCUUCAGCAAACUGGAGGAGAGGGAGGAGAUGCUCACCUGGCUGAGGAAACUCUGCAGGUUUCUGGCAAAUAAUUUCGAGGAUUUUUCCUCAAAUGUUUAUGCCAGUCAUUUGCUGAGAACCUGUAUUCAAUGCAUCACAGGAAUGAGACCUGAGAAUAAAGAGAAGAACCGAAGCAAACAGUUUGAAUCGAAGCAAACCGCAGGAUAUGAUAUACUCAAUAAAUAUCAGUUUAAAGGGGACCCUGAUCUGGAAGAAUGCUUGGAUAUUUUAAAUCAUAAUGUUGUAAACCUUGAACCCAGUCUUCUCCAGCUAGAACAGUGUAGUGCCGUUGUACAGACUUACCUCGCAUGUACAUCUCUAGCAGCAAAGAGUACUGUUUUGAAAUCGACCCUCAAGGAAUUGUUGGAAAAGAUAUUUUACUCAAAUCUGGAGUUUAUUGAACACCCGGCUCUCGUUAGAUUACUGGAAAGUAUUUUGGAGUUCAGUUCUGGGCAUGAGAAGAUGUUUUUUAAGAUCCACAAGAAGCUAUUUAACGGUCGCCUGCUCGAGCUCAGCACCCACGAUCAGGGAAACUUUGCCGUCCAGCGGUUCUUCGAGAACAUUCUGACCGCGGAGAUGUUUAGCUUGUGCUGGGCCGAGGUUGCCUCCAGCGUCGAGAAGAUCCUUGCCUCCGGAUAUACCGGAGUAGUGCUGGCGGUGGUGAAGAGUUGUGUAAAGUUGAAGUCUGAUCAGGCAGCUGUUCUUAAACAGCUUGGAGCAGCUUUGCAUUGUGAUGAGAGCUUAGAACAGCUUGCCCCAGCAUGUAUCAAGUUGAUGAUUGUUGAACGUCUGACAGAGGAUCUUCCUGUCCAUCUUCAUGGUAGUUUAAUCCUCCAAGAACUACUCAAGUUUAGUAAACCUAUACAGGUAUCCUUGUUUAAUCCUCCAGGAACUACUCAAGAACUACUCAAGGAAGGAUUAGCGAGGAAGCUGGCAGGAGAACUUGUUUCUCUCUCCUGUUCUAAACAUGGAUCCAGAGCUUUCGAAGCUCUUUGGAACUCAAGCUCGUUAAAAUCAAAGCAGAUAAUGGUUGAAGAAUUGUCCCAGCAGGAGAGUAUUCUCAGAUCUCAUCAAUUUGGAAAGUAUGUAUACCAGAAGUGUGCAGUAUCUGUGUGGAAACACCAGAAAGAAGAUUGGAACCAGAUAAUUACCAGAUCUGAUAAAGAUAUGGAACUAUUUAAGGAUAUUCUAGGAGACGUCGGUAAAGAAAAGAAGGAAAUUGAUAUCAAAGAGAAAAGAAAAUCCGAGGUAAAAGAAGAAGAAAAUGAAACCAAGAAGAUUAAACUGGAAAACCCCGAAACUCCAACGGAAGAGGAAAACAAAGAGAAGAAAAAGAAGAAAAAGAAAAUGAAAUCUUAUCUUGAUGAUCUUUGAUUUAUGUUUCUAAUUUUUGUUUAAAAUAAAAAAUUUAAUUCACAA
Messenger RNA from Eurytemora carolleeae, 1916 nucleotides. Its product is annotated as nucleolar protein 9. The record is from RefSeq and is a predicted model, not a curated record. Lineage: Eukaryota; Metazoa; Arthropoda; Copepoda; Calanoida; Temoridae. Gene Ontology annotation, molecular function: RNA binding. Bases 78 to 1871 code for a protein of 597 amino acids. The transcript is spliced from 15 exons. Gene Ontology annotation, cellular component: nucleolus; 90S preribosome; preribosome, small subunit precursor. Gene Ontology annotation, biological process: endonucleolytic cleavage in ITS1 to separate SSU-rRNA from 5.8S rRNA and LSU-rRNA from tricistronic rRNA transcript (SSU-rRNA, 5.8S rRNA, LSU-rRNA); endonucleolytic cleavage in 5'-ETS of tricistronic rRNA transcript (SSU-rRNA, 5.8S rRNA, LSU-rRNA); endonucleolytic cleavage to generate mature 5'-end of SSU-rRNA from (SSU-rRNA, 5.8S rRNA, LSU-rRNA).